Messenger RNA from Daphnia magna, 3882 nucleotides. Its product is annotated as pleckstrin homology domain-containing family G member 4B. The record is from RefSeq and is a predicted model, not a curated record. Lineage: Eukaryota; Metazoa; Arthropoda; Branchiopoda; Diplostraca; Daphniidae. Bases 605 to 3646 code for a protein of 1013 amino acids. The transcript is spliced from 14 exons. Gene Ontology annotation, biological process: intracellular signal transduction. Gene Ontology annotation, molecular function: guanyl-nucleotide exchange factor activity.
GUGUUGAGGCCGCCUUCUUUCUGUUGCGUCUUUGGCUUGACGCCGGGUGUUAUCCAGCGACUCAGGGUUAGCAGACUAGUGGGGUAUGUUCGAGUCCUGCGGUGGGGCUAUCUGACAGUUCGGUGCCGUCCUUGCUCAGAUCAGUACGCACGAAUCGUUCGCUCUCUCAGUUUAGUUCUUUCUCUCUCUCUCAACGUGUUUGUUAUUUAAAAAACGUGAAUUUGAAAGACGGACAAGGAAAUUGCUGUUGGAGUGAAAACUUGCCGUUAUGGCCGUUGAUCAUUCAUUCGACGACUACCUUACAUACCUGAUCGCCCGGAGGAUUCCGUUUCAUCUUGACAGUGGCAUCAGCAUCUGGUGUUGCUGAUGCAUCUCAUCAAAAUUAAUAAUAGUGAGCCUAACGGAUUCCGUUUGUUGAGGCAGACGACCUAGUGACGUUAUUGCUCAGUGCGCGGGUGGUAGAGGAACGAGAUUUUUCCUUUAUUGAGAGCCAGCUGACAAAAGAGCAAACAAUCAAAUCCUUCAAGAAAAGACCAAAUUAUCACGUUGCGAAUGCGUCAUUUGGGUUACACUUGAAAAAAAAAAAAAGACGAAACAAAAAGAAAUGAGCGUCGCCAGGCCGAGUGAGACGGGCUGUCGUUUGGUGCGGAUCAAGCGCGUGCCUUCCAGCGAAUUCCAUCACCAGCAUCCGCUUUGCGUCACCCGCAAAAAUCCACAGUAUCAGCAUUACCUGCCGCCGAUUACACUGCGCAACAGUUCCGCCCCGUCGGGCGUCAAUCGAAUUUGGAUAAACCAGAGGCAUUCUGAUGCGUGGUACAGCGCCAAUAGGUUCGCCGCCGUCACCGAAUCCCCGCCCUAUCAUCACCAGAAACAAAUUGUCAAAGGUAAAGAACUACUGGAAGAAUUGCAGCGAGAUUCCGGCGUGACGGCCACUCCGGGCUCUACGUUAGUUCCCGCUGAGUCGAGAGACGAACAGUUGGCGGUCGCCGAAGAUCCUGUCGGCUCCAGUGCCGGUCGUACGAUAUCCAGCAGCAACACCAGUAUCCUCGACCUUGCCUCUUCGCUGCAAUCCCAGCUUUCCAAGUUCGGUCAUCGACUGGACGAUACCCGCGAGCGAUUGGAGGAUACCUCCCGUUGCUAUGAACUCCUCGAUAAGGCCUACGAAUGGGGCGUAGAGGCUAUGAAACUGGCCUCAAAACUCAAGCUGGACCAACAACCUUGUCCUCCGUCCGUGGCCAGUCACCUUCUUCACCAGGUGGAUGCGUUCCUGUCGGCCGCGGAUAAGAUUUCGCACUCGACCGCGCUAGAAGACCUCAACACCCUGGCCCGUAAACUUGACAAUCCAAAAUUACUCGACCAGUGCAAGUUGGCUCAGAAUAGAUGUCAAGAAACCAUGGAGCUGUUGGAAUUUCGUCGAAGAGUCUUGACAGAUUACGUCAAGGAAGAUGAAGCCAAACGACAGGACGAACAGCAUCAAGCGCAACAACGACAAGACAAGGAUGAGGUCGAAACGAAUAUCUACGAGAACGUGGCCGAGUUGAAUGCGGCAUCUUCGUGCGAGGAUAAAGUGGAUGGCCUAUCCAAUAGUAAAGAUUACCCGAUUUGGAAAAAGAACGAGACGGGCAACCAGUCGGUGAGGGCAGCAGACGAUGGCAAUUGCGUUUUGUUGCGUGUUAAGAAGAAUUCCAGCCCCGACGCGCUGGCCAAACAACAACAGCAACAACCAAAUUCGGUUUUGAACGGCUACCCGCCACUUCCGCUGCGCGGGACAACGUCCUACAGCUCCGGCACGUCACUCUCCAGCUAUUCUUCAUCGUCGACCAGCUGGAGCUCGCGGAUGAAGUUGGCCAUGAACCGGAAACUGUCGACGUCCGGCACGGAGACCACAUUGCCCGUCGACGAUGUUUCGGAUGGCAAUAAGAUGGAUAAGAGCGGAGUUACCAGUACGUGUAGCAAAACAGAGGAGGAAGAGGAUCACUCGGAGGAAGUGUCAGUCUGCCAAUCCCCCAUUUCCGUCAACAGCCACUUGCAGUGCAGAGCUUCAUCCAUCGACUUAUCGUUGCCCAUUGCCGAAAUGCAAGAGUCAGGAUUCACCGAAGACAACAUCAAAUCUCAAAAGACCUUAUUUCUCACCAUGCGGGAAAUGAUUCAAACUGAACGUGAUUACGUCCGCUCUUUGGAGUAUAUAAUCGAGAAUUAUAUCCCGGAACUGUCACGCGAGGACAUACCCCAAGCCCUGCGUGGCAAACGCAACGUCAUUUUCGGUAACAUUGAAAAAAUCUACGGCUUCCACCACCACUACUUCCUGCGCGAACUGGAGCACUGCCACAACGUGCCCUUCCUAGUGGGCCAGUGUUUCCUGCGACACGAACAGCAUUUUUAUCUCUACGCCCUCUACAACAAGAAUAAACCGAAAUCCGACGCCCUGAUGGCUGAAUAUGGAACGGCAUUCUUCAGGAGAAAACAAACAGAAUUGGGAGACAAAAUGGAUCUGGCGAGUUAUUUGCUGAAACCAGUUCAGCGCAUGGGCAAAUACGCGUUAUUGUUAAAGCAAUUACUGAAAGAAAGCGGCGACAAGGAACCUGAAUACGUUGAUCUUUUGGGUGCCGAGCAAAUGGUUCGCUUUCAGUUGCGACACGGCAACGAUUUGUUGGCCAUGGAUUCGCUACGUGACUGUGACAUCAACGUCAAAGAACAGGGCCGUCUCUUACGUCAGGGCGAGUUCUAUUGUUGGCAAGGCAGAAAGAAGGGUCUACGCCAUGUAUUUCUUUUUGAGGAACUCAUCCUCUUCAGCAAAGCCAAACGCGAUCCGGAACGCAAGAAUCUGGAUAUCUAUAUCUAUAAGCAUAGCAUGAAAACGUCAGACAUAGGUUUCACUGCCAAAAUGGGCGAAUCGAGUACCCGAUUUGAAAUUUGGUUCCGAAAACGGAAGCCAAAUGAAACGAUCGUGAUGGAAGCCACGAACCCAGACGUUAAACAGACGUGGGUCGAUGACAUCAGCCGCAUUCUAUGGAAACAGGCAUUGAGAAAUAGAGAACUUCGUAUGACAGAAAUGGCUGAAAUGGGAAUUGGUAAUAAGCCGUGUUUGGACAUCCGACCAAGUCAAGAUCAAAUUAAUGAUCGGUCUAUCAGUUACGCACAAUUAGCUAAAGCACCGAAAUUCCGACAUUCUGUGUGUGGAUCAAUACUUUCGGACAGUCGUAGCAGCAAGCGGCCUCACUCGAUAAUCUCAGUCAGCUCCUCUGCUUCUUCGGCCUCGUCCGGAAGCGGGAGCGUCAAUGACAAUCGUAGUUCGAACAGUAACGGACAUCAAGACUCGCCAUCCUCUACUGCUUUAGUAGCCAAUUUACAUAACCACAGAUCGAAGACCAACCAAAGCCAAUGCUCUGCAGAGUCGGGAAUUUUAGCCGACCUGUCGAUGAGCUAUGACGACCCAGAAUCGGGUCACUGCCGCAUCGGAAGAUCUGACAGCUCCAUCACCACCGAAUCGGUUGAUUCGGUUACGCUGUCUCCAUCAUCACCUCUGACCUCACCCAAGUCAUGUCCCUAUCCGAAUAUGACGCCCAUUUCUCUCUAUGUGAAUAACAAAUUGAUUCCCAUUACACCUUCGCCGUCUCACAAAAACAUGCCCAUGACAGAGAUGUAGACGACGGCAGACGGAAUUCGAAGUAACAGUUGUCCUCGAUCGCCAACCUCGCCAGCAAGUUUGUACAUAAGAAAACAAUCGCAAGACCCUACAAACGUUUGAAAAUAUGUUUAAACUAACGGACUUUACGUUUCUGUCUAGUUACCUUUUUUGUUGUUUUGCUUCACUAACUCGUCCAGUCGCUACGGAAAGCAUGAUGUUAGAUUAUUAUUUACCAAUAAAACAGUGAAAAACAA